AUGGAGUGCCCGCACCUCGGCUCCAGCGUCUGCAUCGCACCCGACUCGGCCAAGUUCCCGCAGGGCUCGCCCUCCUCCUGGUGCUGCAGCGUGUGCCGGUCAAAUAAAAGUCCGUGGGUCUGUCUGACAUGCUCAAGUGUCCAUUGUGGAAGGUAUGUGAAUGGCCAUGCAAAAAAGCAUUAUGAAGAUGCACAGAUUCCUAUGACCAAUCACAAGAAAACAGAAAAACAAGAGAAAGUUCAGCAUACUGUGUGUAUGGAUUGCAGUAGUUACAGUACAUACUGUUAUCGCUGUGAUGAUUUUGUAGUCAAUGAUACCAAGCUGGGCCUGGUGCAGAAGGUCAGAGAACACCUACAGAACUUGGAAAAUUCAGCCUUUACAUCAGACAGACAUAGGAAAAGAAAGCUAUUGGAAAACUCAUCUCUGAACAGCAAGUUACUAAAAGUAAAUGGAAGCACCACUGCCCUUUGUGCCACAGGCCUUCGGAACCUGGGGAAUACGUGUUUCAUGAAUGCAAUUCUUCAGUCGCUCAGUAACAUUCAGCAGUUCUGCUGUUACUUCAAAGAGUUGCCUGCUGUGGAGCUAAGGAAUGGGAAGACGGCAGGCAGGCGAACUUACCAUACCAGGAGCCAGGGCGAUAACAAUGUGUCAUUGGUAGAAGAAUUCAGAAAGACACUCUGUGCUUUAUGGCAAGGAAGCCAAACAGCAUUUAGUCCAGAGUCUCUAUUUUACGUUGUUUGGAAAAUCAUGCCAAAUUUUAGGGGAUACCAGCAACAGGAUGCCCACGAGUUCAUGCGUUACCUUUUGGACCAUCUACACCUGGAACUGCAGGGUGGCUUCAAUGGUGUUCCACGUUCAGUAAUUUUGCAAGAAAAUUCUAGUCUGUCUGCAAGCAACAAAUGUUGCAUAAAUGGAGCGUCUACGGUCGUCACAGCAAUUUUUGGAGGCAUUCUUCAAAAUGAAGUCAACUGCCUAAUAUGUGGGACUGAAUCGAGAAAGUUUGACCCAUUCCUAGACCUUUCGCUAGAUAUUCCAAGUCAGUUCAGAAAUAAACGUACUAAAAAUCAAGAAAUUGGACCAAUGUGCACACUACGAGAUUGUCUUCGCAGUUUUACAGACCUGGAAGAACUUGAUGAGACAGAACUGUAUAUGUGUCACAAAUGCAAAAAGAAACAGAAGUCCACCAAAAAAUUCUGGAUUCAGAAACUACCAAAGGUGCUAUGCUUACACUUGAAACGAUUUCACUGGACAGCAUAUCUGAGAAACAAGGUUGAUACCUAUGUUGAGUUUCCCUUACGAGGCCUAGACAUGAAAUGCUACUUGUUAGAGCCUGAGAACAGUGGCCCAGAAAGCUGCCUGUAUGACCUUGCGGCUGUUGUUGUGCAUCAUGGGUCAGGCGUUGGCUCUGGACAUUACACCGCAUACGCCGCUCACGAAGGCCGUUGGUUCCAUUUCAACGACAGUACUGUAACUUUGACCGACGAGGAGACUGUGGUAAAGGCCAAGGCCUACAUCCUCUUCUAUGUGGAACGGCAAGCCAAAUCUGGAUCAGAUAAACUUUAAUACCUCCUUUUAAUUCUCACUUGUAUCAAGUUCACCGGACAAAACAUUUCCAUUUUUCCAUAAAUACUUGAUCCAAGACUAUUAAUUUCAUUGUGCACUUUUCAAUUUCCUCUUGUGGGUUUUAGUUUUUGUUGUGUCAAUGGUAGCAUUUGACUUACUGAACUUGGACACAAACUAACUUUUUUUUAGUUAUACCAGAAAACCUCAGCAGAUUUUGAUUUGCUGCUUUAGUUGUGAUAACUCAAUUUUUAUAUAUAUAGUUUCAUGAAAUACUUAGUUAUUUGACUUUUUUAUAUUAAUGUUUUCAGUUCUCACUUUCUAAAGGCACAUUUACAUCAGAGAAGCUUUCUAUCCUCCUUACAAGCAAGAUAAAUGUGCUUCUGAUUAUGAAGAGCAAUACAACUUUCAUGCUGUUCUCACAGCUGUUACAUAGACAUGAUUUAGUCUCUUUCUUUAAAUCAAGGAAUUGUUUGCACGUACUAUUUUCCCUCGUGCAAGGAACUAAACAGUGACCUCUGAACAAUCAUUCUUUGCCUGCAGGAGAGAGGAGCUGUGGCAUCCUUAAAUAGGCCAGGUAAUUGCUGCUAUAUUGGUGUGUAUUCAGGCUGCUGACUUUCAGGAGUCAUUGUAAAUAAACAGUUGGUUCAAUUGUAUCUAUAGUGCAGUUUAAUUCAAAUAUUCCUCACAUACGCUCUGCCCUCCCCUCCUUCAAAUUUAAAAAAUUACCUUAAAAUGUAUACAUGUCUAAAUUGUGUUGAGAUUUUUGGGUUUUUUAACUGAACCUGAAUUGCCUUAGACAUUUCCUGUUGUAGAUUGUCAUCCUGAAAUUUGAUCAUAAACACUUACUUGCUUGAAAACUUGGCGACUUCCUGGCAGUGGGACCCCAACCCUCCUUCCUGGGGGGAAUUGGGAGUACAGCCCCAGACCUUGGGGUUUGUGAGAAACAGUCCUAGGUCUAAAUAUGGCUCCUCUCCCCUGAGUGAGUGCCUGCAGCCCACUUAAAACUGAAAGGAAGGGGACGGAACAUGCUUUGCCUGGCAAUUGUUUGACCAGUUCAAAUGCAAACUGAAGGGAGGAUGCUCAGUUUCACAGCAUAGCCUGCCAGAUGGGAGAUGAGGAGCCAAAGACUCCUUGUUGACUGGAGCAGACUCGGGUAGCUGGAGUAUCUACGCACUGGCCCAGUGUGGGAUCUUUAUUUAGUCUCUAGCCGAGCACUGGAGGCAUGAUACAAUUUCUAAAACUUGGCUGUGUAAUGGAGAAAGAAUGGAAUUUCAGCUGUACUGCCGUGCUGGAGAGUGGAAGUCAGCUGGUAAGAUUUUAAAAAGGUUUAAAAAUACUGCAAAAGCCAGGAGUCCCAAGAAAACCUGAAAUUUCCCCAAUCCUACAUUUCAGUUCUCUUCCCCCAGUCCAUCGUUUAUAGCUAGCCCCCGAGUGCCCAGCAAGGAACUGGAUGCUCCUAAAAUCUCAAAAGCGUGGCAGUAAGAGUAGAAACUAGUUCAAUACAGUAGUCUGAAAACACACAAGAGCUCAAGUAAAAUGUAAUUACCCUUUUUAGGUAAUGCUUCUGAAAGAUGUUGUAGUACACAGUAAAAAUUUCCCUAUAGAUUUGCUCAACCUGAUGCACAUGGAGUAGGUAUCAGUUUCCUUGCUGUGGGUUACCUGCCAGCUGUAUACUGACGAGUGCAGAGAAAUCACAAUUGGAUGUUUUUUAAAAAUGUCAUUCUUCAUAGCUUUUUCACAGCAUCUUAAACCAGGAAAGCGAGAAAUUGGCUUAAUAUAAAACUGCAGAAAGCAUUCAGCAUUCCUAAUGGUGUAUGACUAUGUAAACUGUACACUAGUUAAAACCUAUUGUGAUUAUUAUUUCAUACAUUAAGUGACAUACAUACAUACAUAUAUAACAAUGUCAUCUUUUACUUAAGUAAGUAGUUAAGUAAGUUGAACCAUAAAUAGACCUAUUCAUUGCUUUAAAUUGUAGAUAGUUUGCCACCUACCAUUUCUCUGUUUCUUGCAGCCAGAGCCUUUCUUCUAAUCAGAACAGGUAGCUGUUAUCCUUCAUACAGGCAGAAAAAGGUAUCUGACAGACUUCGUUGGUGUGCAGGGCAAGUGAAGUUCUCUUACCACAUUAUUACCCUGAAGGGCAGCCUUACUGCUCGCAGUUAGUUGGGGAGUUAAGUAGAUGCCAUCUAUAGCUGCAUUUUGUCUGCAUACUACGUGGAUUGGAUUGCUUUAGGAUUUUAGUUUUGAGACUACAAAGCUUAAAAUAAACAACUAGCUAUGGGCCAGAAGCAGUUUAACUUAGAGCAGUCUGGUGUAUGCAGUGUUCUUGCAAACCAGUGAUGUAAAUGUGCCUUUCUGUAUUUUUAGAAACUUAAAUUUGUAAUCUUCAGCAACAUUCACUUUUUUUAAGCAGCUUCUACUUCUCCAGUUGAUUUUUGGGGUCAGAGUUAUGUUCUUUCCUUUCAGUAACAUUUGCUCUGUAACAUUAAGGUCUUGGGCAACGGUAUCCAGCAUGGUCCAUUUGAGACACGGCCAUGGGAACACAAUGCAAUCAGGUCAGUCUUGUUCUUGCAGCAGGUGGUGAUAAGGACUCAGCCAUAUGCUUUGCUGGAACAAGUCCAUUGCAAAGCCUUUCCUAAUUUAACUUUCUCCCACUGCAAACCCACAUGGACAGUAUGAACAGUUUGUUGUGGCAACACAAGUAUUUCUCUUCCUGGUGGAGAACUUUGCUUAUCCACUGUAUUCUAUUCAGUGUGGUAUCAAAAAAAAAAAAAAAAGUAACUGAGCACUGAACCAGUAACAUAUACUGCACCUGGCCUAGUAUUACAUUUUUAACCUGACUUGUAUAUCCUAUAUUUAUCUACUAGCUUGGGGGUGGGGGGGCGGAAGGGAUAUCUCAUUUCAUUUAAGCCAAAUGUUUCUUUUCUACUUACUACUGGUCACAAUACAUGCUAACUGGCAAGAUUUUUUUUCUUGCUUGUGACUGCUCUGCAAGCAACAACUGCUCUCUACAGUUCUAAGAGACUUGCAUAUUUUUCACCAAAAUUUGUCUGAUCAAAGGUUGUCCUUUUGUUAGUAGUUGUUUAGCCGCGUAUACAACUGGAGAUGAGAUUUAUGUGAAACAGAACUGCAAAAUGUCCAGCUCUCAGAAUACUUCUGGCUUUAGUGUGUGAAGUGCAGCAUUAUGUGAAACUCAAAGGCACUUACUUAGAAAGAGAGCUCCUUCUCAGAAGGCGAUUGCCAGGUGGUAACAGAUGUCAGCCUGAGAGGAGAGUUUAAAACUUUCAGACAGACAGGGGCAGCGGACGUGUCUCAAAAGCAGGAGGCCGUUCAUAAGGAUUGUGCGAAAUCAAUGGAAAGCGUAACAUGUGGUGUUCAAAAGUUUCCCCAACAAUGUUUCAUUACUGAUGUGUCUGUGUCUUACUGAUGAGGUAAUCGGCACCUUGAAAAUUGAUUCCAAUGUGCUUUAGGCUAUCCUCAAGUACUGUAGUGCCAUAGUUGUAAUCGUUUACCAUUAAAAUCUAGUGUGUAAUUUUCA
Gavia stellata (red-throated loon) is the source of this 5098-nucleotide messenger RNA. RefSeq names its product ubiquitin specific peptidase 3 (gene USP3). The transcript has 15 exons. Lineage: Eukaryota; Metazoa; Chordata; Aves; Gaviiformes; Gaviidae. Gene Ontology annotation, biological process: protein deubiquitination. The coding region runs from base 1 to 1563 and encodes 520 amino acids. Gene Ontology annotation, molecular function: cysteine-type deubiquitinase activity; zinc ion binding. Gene Ontology annotation, cellular component: cytoplasm. The record is from RefSeq and is a predicted model, not a curated record.